CACAUUAUGACACACAACACUGGCAACACACGCCUGUUCAUAAAAAAUAAAAACAAUUUAUGAAAAAAAAACGAUUUAAAUUUGUGAGAAGAAUUUGUGACUUGGAAAAGGUUCACGGACAGCAACAAUGACUGGACGACGAUUAACAAUGUGCCUUGUGCUAUUUGUGUUACUUACUUACAAAACAGCCGACACAAGUCGUGUUGCAACUGCAAGUACAACUGUGACUGGAACCGCAACAACUGGAGGCACAACAGUGACUGAGGCCACAACAACUGGAGAUACAACCAAUACAGGAGGCACUACAUCUGGAGGUUCAACAGUGACUGGAGGCACUACCAUGGGAGGGUCGACUGUGAAUGAAGGUACAACAACUGGAGGUACAACUGUGACAAGAGGCACUACUGUGACUGCAGCCACAGCAACUGGAGGCACAACUUUGACUGGAGCCACAAUAACUGAAGGUUCAAGCGUCACUGGAGAUACAACAUCAGGGGGCUCAACUGUAACUGGAGGCACUACAGGUGGAGGUUCAACUGUGACUGGGGGGUCAACACCCACAACAGGGUCUACAACAACUGGAGGGUCAACCGUGAUUGGAGGAACUACCAGAGGAGGUUCAACUGUGACUGGAGGCACAGCAAUUGGAAGCACAACAGUGACUGGAGGCCCAACAACUGGAGAUUCAACCGUGACUGGAGGUACAACAACUGGUGGCACAACAGUGACUGGCGGCACAACCACUGGAGGUUCAACCGUGACUGGAGGCACACCAACAGGAGGUUCAACAGUGACUGGAGGUACAACAACUGGUGGCACAACAGUGACUGGAGGCACAACAACUGGAGGCACAACUAGAGAGUCAACUAUGACUGGAGGCACAACAACUGACGGCACAACAGUGACUGGAGGCACAACAUCUAGAGGUUCAACUGUGACUGGAGGCACAACAACUGGAGGCACAAUUAGAGAUUCAACAGUGACUGGAGGCACAAUAACUGGAGGCACAGCAGUGACUGGAAGCACAACAACUGGAGGUUCAACUGUGACUGGAACCACAACUACAGGAGGCACAACAGUGACUGGAGGCAUAACAACUGGAGGUUCAACCGUGACUGGAGGCACAACAACUGGAGGUCCAACCGUGACCGGAGGCACAACAACAGGAGGCACAACAGUGACUGGAGGCACAACAACUGGAGGUUCAACCGUGAGUGGAGGCACAACAACAGGAGGUUCAACCGUGACUGGAGGCACAACAACAGGAGGUUCAACCUUGACUGGAGGCACAACAACGAGAGUUUCAACCGUGACUGUAGGCACAACAACAGGAGGCUCAACUGUGACUGGGGCCACAAUAACAGGAGGCACAACAGUGACUGGAGGCACAACAACUGGAGGUUCAAUCGUGACUGGAGGCACAACAACUGGAGGCACAACAGUGACUGGAGGCAGAACAACUAAAGUUUCAACCGUGACUGAAGGCACAACAACAGGAGGUUCAACUAUGACUGGAGCCACAACAACUGUGACUGGAGUUAGAAUUACUGGAGGCACAAAUCUGACUGGAGCCACAACAACUGGAGGCACAGCUGUGACUGGAGCCACAACAACUGGAGGUUCAACUGUGACUGGGGGCACAACAACAGGAGGUUCAACUGUGACUGGAGGCACAACAACUGGAGGUUCAACCAUCACUGGAGAUACAACAUCAGGGGGCUCAACUGUAAUUGAAGGCACUACAGGUGGAGGUUUAACUGUGACUGGGGGAUCAACACCCACAACAGUGUCUACAACAACUGGAGGUUCAACCGUGACUGGAGGCACUACAACUGGGGCUUCAACUGUGCCCAUAGGCACAACAACUGGAGGUUCAACUGUGACUGGAAGCACUACAACUGGAAGUUCAAACAUGACUGGAGGCACUACAACUGAAAGUUCAACCAUGACUGGAGGUACAACAACUGGCGGUUCAACCAGGCCUGGAAUCACAACAACUGGAAGUUCACCUGUCACUGGAGGUACAACAACCAGUGGUUCCACAACAACUAGCGGUAAAACUACAGCUGGAGGCACUGCAACUGGACAUUCAACUACAACUGGAAGUACAACAACAACCAGUGGUUCUAUUAUAAAUGGAGAUACAACAGCUACAGUGUUGACUACAACUGGAGGUACAACAAGUAAUGCAGUCUCUACAACAACUGGAGGGUCCACUACAAGUGGUGGUACAACAACUAACCUAGUGUCUACUACAUCUGUAAAUACUACAACCACUGCAGUCUCUCCAACAAACAAAAGUUCCACGACAACUGUAGGCACAACAACCACCGUAGUGACUACUACAACUGUAGGUUCCACUACCACGAGAAACACACCAACAUUGACAGUUACAACAACCACCGUAGUGUCUAAUACAACUGGAGGUACUACAACCACUACAGUCUCUCCAACAACUGAAAGCUCCACAACGACUGGACGUACAACAACAACUACAGCGACUACUACAACUGGAAGUACUACAACAACAGCUGCAACAACAACCACCAUUCCCACAACUACAACAACUACCGUUGCGCCCCCUCCAUCCGUUGUAGUUGUUCUUGUUGCAGUACUGGUGGAGCCAUAUGUACCACAGCUGGCUAACCCAAAUAGCCAAGAAUUUAUUCUUCUUGCGCAAAGAAUAGUUGUAGUGUACGAUGCAAUCUACAGGGCGGUAUAUGUAACAUAUACUCGCUGUGUCGUCAGAAGCUUCAGGCCAGGUCCAAGUGUAACACGAGUGGACGGUGUGGAAGCAGAGGUGAACCUCGAGUUCAAUGACGGCAACACAACUGAGGAAAUUCCGAGUUCGGACGCCAUCGUGGAGACAUUACAGACGGGUCUGCAGAACCCAAACAUCACUCUCACCAUCCAGCCUGACUCUAUCAUCGUCACUGCAAGAAACCAAACACAAACAACCGCUGCACCAACAACAACCAUCCCCGCCGAGGCGCUCACGUUACGACGCUUGACGUUCCGAUCCGCUGGCGAGGAGUUCACAACAGACUUGCUGAAUUCGUCUUCCUCAGGGUUCAAAAGUCGUGCCAGGCUCAUAAAGACGACGCUUGAACCUUUCUACAAAGUCGCCUUCACUUCAUUCCGAACUGUGACCGUGGUUUCAUUCAGUAACGGCUCCAUCAUCAACAACAUGGACUUGAGUUUUGUGUCGGGGUCAGUGCCCAACAACACCGCCAUUGCAAACAUUUUGAUCAACGCUGCCCCGAACAUCACUGACUUCAAUGUGGACACCUCGUCCAUUUCUGUGGAUGGCACUCAAGUUUCUAGUGGAGCGAGCCACAAGACAAGCAUCAUCACCGCAUCUUGUCUGGUGCUGUUGUCAUGGUUACUGUCCAACCAUCAAUAAUAGAAUUUUUGCUUUCACGUCAACCUAAUUUAAACAAAUAAACAAAGAAAUGACUUGUACUUCAUCAGAGGGAAGCCAACAUGACACGUACUGUACUUUGUUUUUUCCAGAAUCUACAACUUUUAUCUCAUCGUAAUGGUACGACUUUGUUCUCGUGAAAUUAAAUAAAAUGACUUUAAUUAACUUAUGAUAACAACAAGUAACUAUUGUAAAAUUAUGACUUUAUUUUCAUAAAAGUAUGAAUUUUUUCACAAUAAAG
Molecule: messenger RNA, 3662 nt
Organism: Dunckerocampus dactyliophorus (ringed pipefish)
Lineage: Eukaryota; Metazoa; Chordata; Actinopteri; Syngnathiformes; Syngnathidae
Product: mucin-5AC-like
Exons: 9
Coding region: 128-3403 (1091 amino acids)
Source: RefSeq, a predicted model, not a curated record